Molecule: messenger RNA, 616 nt
Organism: Zingiber officinale
Lineage: Eukaryota; Viridiplantae; Streptophyta; Magnoliopsida; Zingiberales; Zingiberaceae
Product: huntingtin-interacting protein K-like
Exons: 4
Coding region: 77-412 (111 amino acids)
Biological process (GO): protein stabilization; negative regulation of apoptotic process
Source: RefSeq, a predicted model, not a curated record
UUAUGGGAGCGUGUUUCCGUCCAUGUUCUUCAUAGAACACCCGUAGUCUUGGAAGUUGGAACCCUAAGUGGCGGCGAUGGAGGGCGGCGAUGGAGCGGCGGCGACAGCAGCUGUCGAUUCGAAGGACUUGCAGCAGCAGAGCAAAGCUCUCGACAAGCUAACCGAUCGCGUCGAAGACCGUCAGCUCGAUUCCAGUCGCGUGCAAUCGGCCAUGGCAGCUCUUGCUUCAGCUAAGGAAGCUGAUUGGAAUGCGAUGCGACUGCGGGAGAAAGAGCUUGCUGCUGUGAAGAUCAAUCCAAUUGAUGUAGACAUUAUCGCAAAUGAACUCGAGUUGGACAAGAAGAUUGCUGAAAGAACACUAAGGGAGCACAAAGGCGAUGCAGUUGCUGCUGUUCGCCAUCUACUUCGUUGAAAUCAUCUUACGUUGGUUGCAUGAUUCUGUAGAGAAGUAGGAAAUGGAAGCCCCAUUAAACAGAUUGUUGCUUUGCAGAAUCUUCUCCUGAUGAAUGUUUGAAACUAUUCUGUAUCCACUCACACUAUUUAGACAUUUAUUUAUCAGCAAUGGAAGUCUGAGGGGGGUGAUCAAGUUGUUGACACGUCAUCAGAAUUACUGAUA